UGAGGAAGUUUAGUUUACACUGGGUUGAAUGUAGGAGAAAAGGGGAGGGGAGGUAGAAAUAGAUGGAUUUUUCCUCUGCAUGUGGUUGACCAACAGAUCUAAAUGUGGAUUUCACAAUGAAUAGUCUUUUCAGUGGUUUUCUAAGGAAAUGGAUUUUUGGUGGGGAUCAGCCACCCAUGAACGUGCCGACAAUUACAUUUCAAAUAGAUGGAAAAGAAGUGAUGCUGAAAAAAGGGGACAUCACGAAAGAAAGUGUGGAUGCCAUAGUCAACACUACCAACAAGACAUUGGACUUGCACUCCGGUGUCUCUGGGGCGAUAUUGAAAGCUGCAGGAAGUUCUGUUAAGGAUGAAUGCAAGACUUUGGGUUCCCAGCCAUAUGAUGGUGUUGUGGUCACUGGAGGUGGGCAGCUGCAGUGCUUAUAUAUUGUGCACAUGGUUGGGCCUACGACGGCAGCUCUCAUUACAACAGCAGUAGAAAAGACUCUCGGGAUAUGUGACCGCAGGAACAUUGCUACUGUUGCGUUCCCCGCCAUAGGGACAGGCAAAGCUGGGAUUGCUCCCCGAGUCGCCAUCAACGCAAUCUUUGAUGGAAUGGAGAAUUACCUCCUGUCGAACACAGCUUCAAACCUGAAAACCAUUACCAUUGUCGCAUUUGAUACAACUGUUUAUGAUUCUUUUGCUACGGUUUUUAAUGAAAGCCUGGAAAUGUCCAGUGGAAGCUCCAUGGAAUCAGUCCAGAGCAACUCCUCAAAUCAGUCCAUCUCCCUUUCGGUGUGUCCAAUAUCUGUGUUCCCAGUGGGGACACUGCCGUUCUACCCAACAGUAAAAGUGAUGCUGAAGCAAGAGGACAUCACGAAAGAAAGUGUGGAUGCCAUAGUGAACUCUACCAACGAGUCCAUGGACCUGAAUUACGAUAAGUUUUCAGAAAUGCUGACUGCAAUCUGA
Messenger RNA from Callorhinchus milii (elephant shark), 947 nucleotides. RefSeq names its product macro domain-containing protein TTE0995-like. The record is from RefSeq and is a predicted model, not a curated record. The transcript has 7 exons. The coding region runs from base 117 to 947 and encodes 276 amino acids. Gene Ontology annotation, biological process: negative regulation of gene expression. Gene Ontology annotation, cellular component: cytoplasm; nucleus. Lineage: Eukaryota; Metazoa; Chordata; Chondrichthyes; Chimaeriformes; Callorhinchidae. Gene Ontology annotation, molecular function: transcription corepressor activity.